AUGGUGGUUCCCAUUUCAUCGAUAGAACAUUUGAAAAUCUUCUCAAAAGCAUGGAGUUCACCACCGUGUUUCACUCCUUAUCACCCUCAAACGAGCGGCCAAGUAGAGGUCUCUAACCGCCAAAUAAAAGAAAUCGUUGAAAAGAUUGUAGGAACCACGAGAAAAGACUGGUCGAAAAAGUUAGAUAACGCUCUGUGGGCUUACAAAACAGCUUUCAAAACCCCUUUGGGAACAACACCAUUCCAUUUACUCUACGGAAAAGUUUGUCAUUUACCAGUUGAGUUAGAGCACAAAUCAGUUUGGGCAGUAAAACAAAUAAAUUUCGAUAUCAAGCCAGCUGCCGAAAGAAUACUGAUUCAACUUAACGAGUUAGAUGAAAUUAGACACCUUGCGUAUGGAAAUUCAAAAUUAUACAAGGAAAAGGCGAAAGCCUAUCAUGACAAGAAAAUCAUCUCCCGACAUUUCGAACCUAACGACCAGGUCCAUACACGGUCAAAGAAGUACGACCUAACAGAGCCAUCACCCUAG
Messenger RNA from Brassica napus (rape), 528 nucleotides. RefSeq lists its product as uncharacterized. Lineage: Eukaryota; Viridiplantae; Streptophyta; Magnoliopsida; Brassicales; Brassicaceae. Gene Ontology annotation, molecular function: nucleic acid binding. The transcript is spliced from 2 exons. The coding region runs from base 1 to 528 and encodes 175 amino acids. The record is from RefSeq and is a predicted model, not a curated record.